Messenger RNA from Ricinus communis (castor bean), 1593 nucleotides. Its product is annotated as ER lumen protein-retaining receptor erd-2.2. Gene Ontology annotation, molecular function: ER lumen protein retrieval receptor activity. Gene Ontology annotation, cellular component: membrane. Lineage: Eukaryota; Viridiplantae; Streptophyta; Magnoliopsida; Malpighiales; Euphorbiaceae. The transcript has 7 exons. The record is from RefSeq and is a predicted model, not a curated record. Gene Ontology annotation, biological process: protein retention in ER lumen. Bases 115 to 930 code for a protein of 271 amino acids.
UCGUGUCUGCCUAAAACGGCACUCUUCCUCUUUCACUGCCCUAUCUAUAGAUUCGCAUUUGAACGCCCAGAUCGAUUACACUGUUUUCAAUUUUUCAUAGAAGUAAUAGUAAUAAUGGGGAGGAAGAGGAGUUCGGCGGCGAAUGGGAUGUUCGGAUGGAUGAGGAGGCAAUCAGUAAAGGUGAAGACAUUGUUAGGAGUGAUAGUUGCAUUGGGUUGUUUAGUGGGUUUGAAGUUUAUGAUUAAAGAUCAUAAUCAUUUCUUUGUUGCUUCCGAGGCUAUUCAUGCUGCUGGUAUUUUUGUCUUAAUUUAUAAGCUCACUACUCAAAACACCUGUUCUGGGCUUUCACUUAAGAGUCAAGAACUCACAGCUCUGUUUUUAGCUGUAAGAUUGGCUUGUAGCAUCGUAAUGGAAGCUGACAUCCAUACAGUGCUAGAUCUUGCCACUUUAGUUUCGACCAUAUGGGUCAUAUAUAUGAUACGGUUCAAAUUGAAGUCAACCUAUAUCAAGGAACUAGACAACAUGCCCUUAUACUACAUGGUGGUGCCUUCAGCUAUUCUUGCUGCAUUAAUCCAUCCUUAUAAGACUCACAUAUGUAUAAGCAGAAUUCUUUGGGCUUUUUGUGUGUAUUUGGAAUCUGUCUCGGUGCUGCCUCAGCUUCGCCUCAUGCAGAACGCAAAGAUGAUUGAGCCCUUUACAUCUCAUUAUGUAUUUGCAUUGGGUGUGGCAAGAUUCUUAGCUUGUGCGCACUGGAUCAUCCAGGUUUACGAGACUCGUGGGCGGUAUCUAUUCUUGGUUGGAAGUGGAUACUUCUGGUUUCCUAUGGCUCUCUUAGCAGAAGCUGUUCAGACAUUUAUCUUGGCUGAUUUUUGUUACUAUUACAUCAAGAGUUUCAUGGGAGGCCAGCUUCUGAUGAGAAUGCCGGUUUAGAAUUUCUGAUCUCCAAUUAAGGGUAACUUAGAGAGUGUAGUGAUGCUUCCAAAACCAACAAAUGAACGAAUAUCAUAUGACAAUAUUCCUAAAGAAAAGAUAUCAGCAAGAUUGUCUGCAAAACGUUAAGCUAAUAUGACAGAAUCAGUUCCCAGAUGCAAGCAUUUGGAUUUCUUUAAAAGCUGUCCAUAUAUAAUUUCUUCACGAACACAAAAAGCUCCAAGAAGAAUAAUUGUCGAUUGAUGGGAAAUCCGUUAACAGAUGCAGCGAGUUGUUAGUCCUUGAUCAUCAUGCAGGAGAGCCCCCAUACCUAAAAGCAUGGACCUGAUCAUGGCACCAUCACAACUUACCUUAAAUCUAUAGCCCAAUUCAGCUGGUUUUUUGCCAAUAACCUCAUCAACAAUAUUGGGAAUUUCUCUAUUUAGAAACUAGAAAGCACUCACAUUUUGGAAAGACAAUUAGACACUUCCCCAAUAUAUACACGUUCCCAACAUGCGCAUGUUUAAAUAUUUUAAUACCUGCUUUUUUUUUUUUUCCAAAAUUAAUAAUGCUGGGAAUUUCCAACAUAUAUGAUAAUUAGCAGUUAUCUAUUUUCUUAAUCAUAAACGAGUUCUUUUGGUUUUCUUUGAAAAUUUAAUAUAUCUUACUUCUUGUUUGUUGCAA